This is a messenger RNA of Apus apus (common swift), 2751 nucleotides long. RefSeq names its product zinc finger and BTB domain containing 40 (gene ZBTB40). Gene Ontology annotation, cellular component: nucleus. The record is from RefSeq and is a predicted model, not a curated record. Gene Ontology annotation, biological process: regulation of transcription by RNA polymerase II. Gene Ontology annotation, molecular function: DNA-binding transcription factor activity, RNA polymerase II-specific; RNA polymerase II cis-regulatory region sequence-specific DNA binding; protein binding. Lineage: Eukaryota; Metazoa; Chordata; Aves; Apodiformes; Apodidae.
AUGGAGCUUCCCAGUUACAGCAAACAGCUGCUGCAGCAGCUGGACACUCUCUGCAAAGACCAGCAGUUCUGUGAUUGCACCAUCUCCAUUGGCAAUGCCCAUUUCAGAGCACACAAGGUGGUUUUGGCUGCUGCCAGCCUGCUUUUUAAAUCCUUGUUGGACAGCACAGACACCACCUCCAUCAAUGCUUCUGUGGUCACCCCUGAGGAGUUUGCACUUGUGCUGGAGAUGAUGUACAGUGGCAAACUCCCACUGGGGAAACACCAUUUCACCAAAGUAAUCUCAGUGGCAGAUAGUCUGCAGAUGUUUGAUGUGGCUGUUAGUUGUAAAAACUUUCUCAGGGACCUCAUCAGUUGUCCAGCUCAGGACCAGGUAGUGAGAAAAGUCUCUGGCCACGCAACAGACUCAUUUGGAAGUCAUGUUGAAGCUAAUAACCUGCCCCUGUCUGAAACACCUGCUGAAGGAAAAACAGAUAUCCUCUUCCCUCAGAGAGUUUCUCCUUCUCCUGCCACGGUAGAAGCAGAAAUAGGAGGAGAUGGGCCUCCUUCUGGCCAGGAGCUUACUACAAAUCAUACCUGGUUUCAGCAGGAUGUGACAGCAAGUGACUCCAGGUCCCUCCAGGAAGAUUCAGGCUCUUGCCUUGAUCAGGCUGCCUGUGCCAAGCAGGGGGGCUGUGCAGAAGAGGAGCUUGCUAAACCUCUGGAGGAGAAAGGACCAGCAAGGGAUUGAGCAGCAGAGAGCAAACCCUGUAAUCUGGAUUUCUUUCUUCAAUCUGAAAGUGUUUUCUCUGAGGCCCUUUCUGAUGCCCAGGCUGUGCUGAAAAGACUAGGAGAGGGCAGAGAAAUGGAUGCUUCUCCGAAGGAGGCUCUGCUUGUCUGUCUGGCAGAGGUGGGGGAACAGUCGGUGGUCCAGAAGCUGCUGAGCAAAGUGAAGGAUGCUCAGACCCUGGGUGCUCAGACCCUCCUGUCUUUCCUGAAGCUGUUUCAAGAUGCAAAUCACAAGCUGAGAUUGGCUUUGCUGGAGAGGGAACGGGGCAGCAGAGAAGCCCUGCAGCAAACAGAGAACACAGACGAGGGAGAGAUGCUGACCUCUCGCUUGCUGGGACACAGGGAGGAGCUGCUGCAGAGUGUGACACAGCUGAGCCCCAUCCUGGAGUUCUCGGAGGCAGCAGAAGAGGGAUUUCUGCCCGCCGCGGGGAAGCGGGUGGUUUUGGAUUGCUGUGAAGGCAGCUCUCUGAGAGCAGCCAUGGACAAUCUGCUCAGGAAGGUGGAUGAAGAGAAAACCCUGAAAGCAGAAAGUUUGGUCAAACUUCUGGGGGCUGUGAAAGCAUCAUUCCCUGGUCUCCAGCUUCUGCUAGACAACUUGGUGGCAACAGGAAAUGUCUCUGUUGCCAAAGCCAAGUGGAGCCCAGAGGAUUCUGGAGCCAAACUGUUGAAAUGAUACAGAGAAAACUUAGUGAAGCUUCUCACAGACACUGAGACUCUGCUGGAGGGCAUCUCUGCUGCACAGAGCCUGGCUCCUGCUGAGACAGAGGUGAGCAGUCUCCCACGUGUGUGCAAGAUGCAGGGCUGAUGGAUGAGCUCCCUUGUUGGUGCCUCGCUGAAGGUCUUCCCAAGGUGAGGGAGCAGGUUGUGAAGUGUGAGGGUGAUGGUGUUGCUUCUGGCUGCUCAGGAACCUGCACCACUGAACCUGCUCGUGGAGGAGAUCUGGAAAGAGCCUGGAGAGUUUUUCUUCCAAACAGUGGCCACCAGGGAGAGCUCAGCCAUUGAGAUCAUCCUGUGGCACAGCAAGCUGAUCUCAGAGGCCACCCAGCAGAGAGCAGACCUGGAGAGCUUGGCUCCAGGGGAGGCAGGACUCACAGAAGCAGUAAAACAGCUACUGAGUAGUUUGGCUCGGAACGAAAAUUCAGAGGCCUCCCUGAAAGCAGCUCUGAGUACAGCCCAGGAGAAGUCUGUCUCAGCCAUCAAGAUUUGUCAGCUGCUGUGCAAUGUCCACGAGUCCUUCCCAGACCUGCAGCCAGUGAUGCAGGAGCUGGGGCAGGUGGGUCUCUUGACUGAGGGAAUUGGAGAGAAAGCUGAGAUCAGGAAGUGGAAGGUGAGCAGUGAAUCCCAAGUUGAAGCUCUGGGCAAAGAUGAGGACAAGGCAGGAGCUGCUGGUGCCAAGGAAUUAAAGGAACUCGGAGAAAAAGAUUCUUCCAAGAAGAGUUUUGUCUGCAGAGCCUGCAAGAAGACCUUCCACUUCUACUGCCGCCUGAACGUGCUCAUGAAGCGUUGUGGGGUGGCCAGAGGGAGGCAAAUCCAGUGUCAAGAGUGCAGUGAGGUCAAAGCAACAAAGGAGGAGCUGGAGGAGCAUCAGCUGGAGGUCCAUGGGGUGGUGGGGACAGCCAAGAAGAAGAAGAAGUGGCUCCCCGUGGCGUGCAACAUCUGUGGCUGAGAGUUGGCUCGUGCCUCAGGGAUGCAGUACCACAAGCUGACCGAGCACUUUGAGAAGCCCUUCUCCUGUGAGGAGUGUGGGGCCAAGUUCACAGCCAACUCCACGCUGAAGAACCACCUGUGGCUGCACAGCAGGGACCAGCCCUUCACGUGCAAGCACUGCCUGAUGACCUUCAUGCAGGCCUCAGCACUUGCCUACCACACCAAGAAGAAGCAUGCUGAGGGAUGUUCCACCUGUAAAGUCAUGGCUUCAAACAUGGCCAUGUUUGAAGUUCAUCAGAAGUUGUACCUGAUGAGCACUGCUGGUGGUCACCCAUAG